CAGAGACCGGGAACCGGCCUGGUUACCGAGAGUGAAGUACCCCUCCUUUUCCUUUCCCCCUCCCCUCUCCCUUACCCCCCCCUCACAGCUGGUCACAGCUAGCCAAGGAGGUCUACAUUAAAAGAGGAAGGGCAGUACUUACAGGUUUGGGCAGGUGUCCAUAAAUUAUGAGGGGACACCCUUCCCUGUUACUGCUCUAUUUGGGAUUGACCACAUGCCUUGAUAACUCAUCUAGCGCGGAGCAAAAACAAGGCCCAGAAGUCUUUCUGGGUUCCCCACAUGCCCAGAGCUUCCUGGGCAGCAGCCACAGGCGGAUUCCACGAGCCAAUCACUGGGACCUGGAGCUGUUCACUCCAGGGAACCUGGAGCGGGAAUGUAUGGAGGAGAAAUGUUCCUGGGAGGAGGCCAGAGAGUAUUUUGAGGACAAUACAUUGACAGAGCGCUUUUGGGAAACCUAUACCUAUAAUGGCAAAGGAGGUCGCGGCCGCGUGGAUGUAGCAGGCCUGGCGGUGGGGCUGACUUCAGGCAUCCUGCUCAUCGUAUUGGCCGGGCUGGGAGCCUUUUGGUAUCUGCAUUACCGACGAGGCCGGGGGCCAGGCCAGCAGCCCAGUCUCAGUCCUCAAGAGACCUUGCUCACCAGCCCUCUGAGUCCUCCAACGCCCCUGACUCCACCUCGACCCCCAGGCCUCCCCACCUAUGAGCAGGCGCUGGCGGCCUCCGGGGUUCACGAUGCGCCUCCGCCCCCUUACUCCAGCCUCCGAAGACCCCCGUAAGGAGCUGCCUCGGUGUCCCGGCUCCCGAAGUUGUACCCCUGUCUGAUUCACACUGGACUCCAUAAGCUCCCCGCCCCAAUUGUUUUGUGGUUGUUUUUUUUUUUUAAAGACUCCUAAAGCUGAGCUUUCCUUUGGGGCGGGUAUGGGGGGGGCCGUGGGGGUCGCGGGACCCGAGGCCUCCCCUGGCCCACGUGUUUCCGUCGCGUACGGAUACACGCACGUCCCCAGCCAACGUGUUUCGCGGGGCACGGGCAUCUGCCUCCCUCGCGCGCCCCCCGGAUCGCGGGACCACCGGGAUCACCAGCUUCCCCCCCACCCCAUUGCGAUUAGCCGUGCGCCCCUGCCGACUCCAACCCCGGGCAAGAUGACCAGAAGUGACUGGAUCCCGGCCCCUCCGGUGCCACGGGGGGUGGGGGAGGGCACGCACACGCAGGGUGCCCCGCAACCAGGGCGAGGGUGGGGGGGCACGUUUGUCAGCGUGUACUACAGUGUGUGUCGGAGGGGGUGAAACAGCCGUGUGGCAUCGGGUGAGGGGGGGAUCGGAGUGGACCUCAAAUCCCUUUGGAGAGGAAACCA
This is a messenger RNA of Dipodomys ordii (Ord's kangaroo rat), 1349 nucleotides long. RefSeq names its product proline rich Gla (G-carboxyglutamic acid) 2 (gene Prrg2). Gene Ontology annotation, cellular component: extracellular region. The transcript is spliced from 7 exons. Lineage: Eukaryota; Metazoa; Chordata; Mammalia; Rodentia; Heteromyidae. Gene Ontology annotation, molecular function: calcium ion binding. The coding region runs from base 168 to 773 and encodes 201 amino acids. The record is from RefSeq and is a predicted model, not a curated record.